Brachypodium distachyon (stiff brome) is the source of this 1599-nucleotide messenger RNA. Its product is annotated as myb-related protein Hv33. Bases 311 to 1276 code for a protein of 321 amino acids. Gene Ontology annotation, biological process: regulation of stomatal movement. Lineage: Eukaryota; Viridiplantae; Streptophyta; Magnoliopsida; Poales; Poaceae. The transcript is spliced from 2 exons. The record is from RefSeq and is a predicted model, not a curated record.
GGACUAGCUAGAGACUAGAGAGAGUACAGUACACUCGCAGUAGCAGCUGGAGUAGCAAAGCUGCGUUGGCGCCUAGCAGAGAGCGACCUCCCGCCUUCCACACCGCCCAUAUCGGUCGAGCGUACGUUCAAGCUCUUUCUUUUAUAAACUCCGGCCUCUUUUGCUUUGUCCUUCAUCGAUCGUCGUCAUCCAACAUCUAGAUCGAAUUAUCAAUCUAGCCGUGCGCCAUUGAUCGACCGAUCGAGCUUCGAGCUAGCUAGAUAUAUUGUUUGUGUGCCGGCUAUCGAGAUCGAUCGGUCGAGAAUUGGAGAUGGCGAAACGGCCGGCGGGCGGCGGCACGAAGAAGAGGCUGCGGCGGGGCCUGUGGUCGCCGGAGGAGGACGAGAAGCUCUUGAACCACAUUGCCAAGUUCGGCAAUGGCUGCUGGAGCUCCGUCCCCAAGAUCGCAGGACUUGAGAGGUGCGGGAAGAGCUGCAGGCUGCGGUGGAUAAACUACCUGCGGCCGGACCUGAAGCGGGGCGCCUUCUCGCAGCAGGAAGAGGAGCUCAUCAUCAGCCUCCACUCGCUGCUGGGCAACAAGUGGUCGCAGAUCGCGGCACAGCUCCCGGGGCGCACCGACAACGAGGUCAAGAACUUCUGGAACUCCUUCCUCAAGAAGAAGCUCCGCGCACGGGGCAUCGACCCGGCCACCCACAAGCCCCUUGUCUCCAAUCUCUCCCCUGCCCCCGUCUUCAGCGACGCCGCCGCCGAGCUCGGCCUGCCGGCGUCCAUGGCGCCGCCGCCGCCGAUGCCGCCGUUGGGUGUGGCGUCGGCGGCGGCGGAGAGUGCCUGCUGCUACGUGUACGGCGGAAGCUCGGACUGCGGCGGCGGCGGCCAUGGAUUUAUGAUCCCGUCGGUGUCUAGCUCCAGCACGCUGAGCUCCAUGGCGGCCGGGGGUGCCGCCGCCGCCACCGAGGAGCAGUACAGCGGCGGAGGGUUCGAGUCGUCGGUGACGACGCAGAGCAGCGGAGGCGGCGGCGGCGCACAGCUGCCGUGGCUGGAGCUGGGGGGAUCGAUCAGCAGCUACGGCGGCGCCGGAGCCGGGGACGAAGAGCAGUACGGCGCGGCGCUGGACGAGCUGAGGUGGUCCGACUACGUGUUCGACGGCGGAUACCAGGACCAGCAGUGCGCCGCCGCCGCCAUCUACGAUCACGGCAAGGCCGGCGGCGACCCGGCGGCCACGGCGGCGCAGUCGUUCGGCGCGCACGGCGGCGGCGUCAGCUGGUGCUUGAAUUGAAUCGAACCCCAACCAAAGCCGGCGCCGGCGAGCAAUCAAACAAUAAUUGCUCUCCGGAUCGAUGUAUGUACGUCCAGAUUGGAGUGUGUAUACGUAUAUAUACAAUCUCUAAUGCUUGGUGAGGAUUUUGCAUGGUUUAUUCUGUAAUUUUAUUCCCCCGGCCUCUUUGAUCUCCCUCUCUUGGCUGAUUGAUUUGAUGGGUAACUUAAUUCGGCUUUGCGUGUAAAGUGCAUGUGAUGAUGAAACAGAAAUUCGACAGAUACGUACACACGUAUAUAAACAUAUUUUCUAUGUAUAAAGGGUUUUGAUUUUUCGAGUGACAA